This is a messenger RNA of Drosophila yakuba, 1951 nucleotides long. RefSeq lists its product as uncharacterized. The record is from RefSeq and is a predicted model, not a curated record. The transcript has 2 exons. The coding region runs from base 109 to 1824 and encodes 571 amino acids. Lineage: Eukaryota; Metazoa; Arthropoda; Insecta; Diptera; Drosophilidae.
AAUUUAGUAGUGUUGGAAUACGAGUGCAGUUUUAACGUAUGUUUGCGGUUUAGAUGUGCACGUUGUUUUGUAAAUUCAUUACAUAAAUUCAGAAGAAGUGCAUCCGAUAUGUACGCCCUGAUCCGCCGCUUUGCCGGCGUCACCAACUUGGGCUGUCCCAUCAGAAGCUACGCCUCAUUUACGCCCAGAGAUGUUUUGCGGAGCACCACCGAAGAAUCCGGCACACUGACCACCCGCUUUGCGAAGCACAUUGCAGUGGAGCGCUACAGGGAUCCGGAUCACGUGCUGCCCAAGACUACGGUACGGUACGCUGACUUCUUCCCCAUCACGGACGACCGGUACUUUCAGCGGACAGUGCAGAAAACGGCUGCCGACCAAUUGCCCGCCCUGAUCAUCCAGGCCUCCAGUUAUCGCUCCAAUGCCGCUGUGCCCAUGUAUGUGACUGCCCUUAACUCGUUGGAUAACCAUGCGGCCAAGCAGCUGGACAAGAUGGAUACCUCCAUCGUGCUGGAAACGCUCUACUCCUUUCUAUUCCUCAUACCCAGUUGGUUGAAGCGAACGGAUUUCUACCACGCAGCCAUGCGACGAUUGGUCAAGGAGGACUUUCGUGGCAACAAGGAGCGAUUCGUUCAGGUGUGCUUCUAUCUGGGAUUGCAAAAGAAGCAGGCGAAAUCAUCUGAGGACUUCCAGCAGCUCCUGGUAGAGCAUCUACCAACUCAUCUGCCCGCCUUAAGUGAACUGGACCUUGCUGUGAUCAGCAAUGCGGCAUACAAAACGGCAACCUUGGUAGCCGGUGAGGCUAAGUCGGGAUAUGAAGCAAGCCUCGUUAAUACCAUAUUAAAUCUGGAGCUUACCACCGGAAGCGAUGCCUUGCUGGUCUCCUUUGUCAAGGCAUUGCGGUUGCAGCAAGUCAAGGAUGAGCGAGUGUGCCAGCAUUUGCAGAAUAUCUGCCUGGAUCCUGUGAAGAUAACCCUUAUUGAACCCCGUGGACUAGCUCAUAUCUUUGCAUUUUUUGCCGAGCAACUUUGGGAUCAGCAUGAAUGCCUAACCGUCAUUGUAGAGCGACUGAUGACACUGCUCAAACCUGGAGACCUGCGCGCCAAAGACUUGGCCACAUUCCUGUGGGCCAGCGCCCAGCUCGAUUGUACAUUAACUCCUGAGCAAAUCAGACAACUGGAGCUGGCUGCUCUUCGCAAACUGGAUCAUGGGGAGUACGACUAUUUCGCUGACAACCUUGUAGACACCUGCCUCUCGCUGUGCACUUUGGGUCACUACUCUAAGGAUCUAAUCAAUGCAGCUGAAGAGCUUAAAGCAGCCCAAAAACGUCAGAGAGCCCAACCCAAGGUGGAUAGUCGUUUGAAUGUCCUGCGAUCUGCUGUAGCCAUUGAGCAGCCUUCAAUUGCAAAGAUUAAGACAGAAAGAGCUUUUAAAGAGUUUGAUUCCGCGCCAGCUUAUUUGCUUAAAGAUCGCCCCGACUUGACGAAAUACGCCCAGGAGCUAAGUGGCGACGCUGAUGUGGAGGGCGUAGAUAUGGUGUGUCCCAUUGCCGGAAUAAAUCUGCCCAGCUUACGUGUGCAGACAAUGGGCGUCCAGGAAAGCGUUUACUUUGUAGAACUGCUCACCGCAGAGCAGACCCUGAAGUUCAGCAAGAAACCAACUUCCUUAAUGCGUCUUAAGAAAAGACUUCUGAAAUCCCUUGGCCGAAAAGUUGUAGUACUGAACUCCACAGGAAUGGCCACCAAUGCAAAGGAACUGCACCAACUCUUAGAACUGGCAGCAAAUGCAGGAGAAGAAUCCAAUGUUGCCCAAGGCGUGGGCCACUAAAAUAUGUGAUAUAAAGGGGCCGAAUCGGCCUUUUAGGCUAGUUACAAAUCGUAGCUUUAUUUAACAGUGUUUUAUGUACUUGUACAUAUUAUUUAAAUAUUAAUAGCACUAAACAUAAUGGUCAACA